AUGUGGAACGACAACGAGCGAUACGAGCGCAGGAGCAGUGGUGGUGGUGGUGGCGGCGGUGGAAUCAUCAGCCGCCUCUUCGGGUCGAAACGCAGGUCGCUCCCAGCCCUGGAGGAGCUGGACGAGAAGCAGCUCGCUGAGGAUCUGAGGCGGCAUGUGUGGGCGGUGGCCAUCGCGGGGAACGAGAAUCCCAUGCCGCGAUAUUCCGCUGAUCUUGGGUAUGUACCUGCCUGUUUUCCUUUGCUCAAUCUCCCCGCCCGAGUCCUGUAUUAUGUUAUCGAGGAAACCUGUUACACCGCAUGUGUGUCCCGGCCGGGCGUUCCUCCGGGAGUUGGCUGGUUGCACCUGCACUUUUGGCCCCCCAAACCUGGUGCCCACGGCUAUGGGAUCGGGGAAAGUGGCCCCUAA
This is a messenger RNA of Clonostachys byssicola, 408 nucleotides long. The record is from the annotation of a GenBank genome assembly. NCBI's taxonomy places the organism in Eukaryota, Fungi, Ascomycota, Sordariomycetes, Hypocreales, Bionectriaceae.